AUGCCCAAAAGAAGAGGUGCCAUGAGUUCCACCAUGGAACUUGAUAACUUAGCAAGAUGGAAAAUGAUAAGUUGCUUUUGGGGGCAGCAAAGCAGGAAACCCAUUAGCUGUCAAGAGCUCUGUAGAGCAGCCAUACAAACCACUACUCCCCCUUCUUCCUCUUCCUCCCCCUUCCCCUGCCCCUCCAUUUUGGUCUCAUCCAUGGCACUCAGGAGGCAAGUGAAAAACUUUGUGAAAAAUUACUCAGAGGCAGAAGUCAAAGUCCGGGAAGCAACUUCUAAUGACCCUUGGGGUCCUUCGAGUUCUUUGAUGUUAGAUAUCAGUGACCUGACCUUCAAUACAGUUUCUCUCUCUGAAAUUAUGAGUAUGCUAUGGCAGAGACUAAAUGACCAUGGGAAGAAUUGGCGCCAUGUGUACAAGUCCCUCACCCUCAUGGAUUAUCUGAUCAAGAAUGGAUCUAAAAAAGUCAUUCAGCUUUGCCGAGAGGGCUUCUUUAACAUUCAGACAUUAAAAGAUUUUCAUCACAUAGAUGAAGCUGGAAAAGACCAAGGUUACUAUGUCCGGGAAAAAUCUAAGCAAGUCAUCGCUUUGCUGAUGGAUGAACAGUUGCUGCAUAAAGAACGGGAGGUUGCAUGUCGGACGAGAAGGCGAACAUCCUAUUCAAUGACAUUUCCUAAAAGACUGCCCGGCACCAGCCAUUCGCCAUUACCAGGCCCUCCCCUGGCAUCAGACAUUUCUGCUUCAGAGAACAAGCAUAAACCUCUCAAGGUCUCAAGACUACAUCUCACAAAAAGUGCUUCCAAGACAGAACUGAGACCAGAGCAGAGCUAUUGUGUUCACAUGCCGAGCAGAAGCGCAGUGUCCCAAGAAGCAUUACCACUCAAAAUCAGCGUUUGGAAGUCAGCAGAAGACCUGAUGGUAUUUUAUGAUGAAGAACCAAAGCAACUUUUGCCACCACCAUCUCCCACGAUGAUCCCUCCCACUUCAUUGGUGACACAAGAGUGUGAAGAAGGAUGCAGCCUCUGGGAUUCAGAUGCAGUACCUGUUCCUUUGGGGAAAAGUCCAUCUCUGCAUACGAACUUGAGCUUGGGCAAGAGGCUAGACAGUUUGGGCAUUGACCGACUCCCAUUAUCAAAUUUUGCAAUGGAAAACACCAUGCAGCAAUCUCUAGAACGUCAUUCGCCUCAGAAAAAUUGUGAUACCUUGGAAACUUUGCAGGGUCUUUGGCCAUCGGGGAGAGAAGAAGUUGUCAAUGCCAACUUAAGGGUCUCAAAGUCAGAUCCUUUCUUCCAUAGAUCUCAGGCUUUUUUCCGUAAAUCCCAGGCUUCUGUAGAAACCCUCUAUAUGUCUCCCUCCUUCAAAACCAUUGAGACUCUGAAGGAGAGCAUAAAUGACAAGGAGUAUCCAAAAACAACACAGAGUUCUUCCAAACAAUUUUCGGAGACUAACAUGACACCGCUGCCAAAUCUCAGCUCCAACAGCAUUAAGAUGGAGGGUGUAGACCUCAACCCUUUUGCAAGACAUGAUUCGGCCAUCUCUGAAGGAACAUCCUCAUCUUUUUCCACCUUCUCGGUCUCAUCCCCUGACUUAGUCACUCCAGAAAACUCACUUCAUCUUUUAGCUCUGCCUUCCGGUGGACGUUCUCUCAGGCCUUCAUCCCAUGGGUCUUCCUCCUCCUCUGCUCUCUUUAAAGAGAUGCAGGUCAAGGUUAACCGCCCCUUUGCUCCUUGCCUGGCAUCUUCAGAUGAAGAUGAGAGUGACACAGUCAACUUGCUAAACAUCCUCCCUAAUAGUUCCAGGUCUGUAGAUGAUCGAACUCUUGCUGGUACCAGAGGUAACUGGGUCACCUUCCCGGCCCAGAAUACGCAGUGCCUGACGUCAGUGUCUGAUCCUACUUCCCUCGUGAGCAAACAGCAAUCUGAGGCAACUGGUACCAACACAUCCAUCCUGGUUUUAUUAGGGGAGAUCAAAAACGCUAUUGGGAGACUGCAUGGAGAUCUGAGCACUGUGGUCAGAGAGCUUCGAGUCAUCAAUGGUCACCUGGUGAGCUUGGAGGCUGGGAACAGUCAGCAAGAAACUCAGCAAGUCAGCAAGCCUCCCCUGCCCGGAGCUCCCCAGGAUGGCCAUCCCAGUCAGUUCUGA
Gracilinanus agilis (Agile Gracile Mouse Opossum) is the source of this 2142-nucleotide messenger RNA. RefSeq names its product ENTH domain containing 1 (gene ENTHD1). The transcript has 7 exons. Gene Ontology annotation, cellular component: endosome; clathrin vesicle coat; plasma membrane. Gene Ontology annotation, molecular function: clathrin binding; phospholipid binding. Gene Ontology annotation, biological process: endocytosis. The coding region runs from base 1 to 2142 and encodes 713 amino acids. Lineage: Eukaryota; Metazoa; Chordata; Mammalia; Didelphimorphia; Didelphidae. The record is from RefSeq and is a predicted model, not a curated record.